AUGUUCUUUCCACCUUCUCAAGCACAGGUCUGUUCUAGAGGGGUCAGCCCAGGGACACAAAAGCAAAACCGCCGGCGUAGCCGCCAGCCGGACGCCAAUGGGUCACCUGGCAGUCCCGGGCAGGGCUCUGUUAGUUCCAUUGAUGAACGCUCUGGAGUGUCCAAAAUGGAGGGCUCUGCUCAUGACCAGUCUAACAGCUCGGCCGAAGCGGCCAAACAGGAGCGUCUGAUGCGACUUCAAAUGGAUGACCUGGGCACGGCUCGCCGUGAACGGCUUUCCACCGAAGAUGACCCCAAAAACAUACAUCAUGUCCAGCACCAAGUUCUUGAAGCUACUCGAGGGUCCAAUAUCCCCGGUACGGAAGCUUACAGAAAAGCCAGCCAAAACCGGACCGCACUAGCGGCUUGGGCAAAAGUGGGAAAGAUUGUUGCGGCCCAAGAGUCAAGCCACGAACAGCUCGCAGACAUCGGCGGCGGCCAAUCACAUCGUGCCUCUCUCAAUGCUCGUCUGGCGGAAGCUCGAAGCUUUCACAAUGAAUCCACGCGUACCGCAUCUGCAAAGCGUGCUCGUAGGAAAUCAAGAGCCGGAGCUCAAGUUGCUCAGUCUCACCGUCACUUCAACCCUAUCACCACCAGGGCCAGUACGAUGCCCGUGGUGAGCCACUCUCGUUCCCAGUAUCCUCCGGCCAAAGUAAUUACGUCGGGCAAAGGACAAAUUGCGAAGAGCUACGAUAGCUUAUCCCAAUCGCCUUCUCAAGAAAGUGGCUCCCUCAAAGCACGCGGCCGCGGCCACGCCUCUCGUGGAAAUCAAGUUGGAGCUGUGCGAGGCCGGCCUGACACCCUGUCUUGCAGACAGAUAGGAAAUUGGGCAGACAAUAUCUCAAGUCCGCAGGUUUUUCUGGACAAUCUUCGACAGCAUCGCCACCUAGCAUCUCCACCUCCUGGCACUCAGACACCAUCUGAGCCAGUCCAGUCUACCUCUCAGCCCACCCGGUCAGCUUCUCGCUCCCCUCGUGUCAUUUGGACGCCGCGUCGGUCAGCUUCGCGCCUUUCUCAGUCUGUUUCACUGCGCACUCGGAGUCCUCCAGUGUUGACCCAACCUGAUCCUCAUGAGCCUGCACUUCAACCUGCCUCUCAGCCUAUUUCUCAGUCUAGUUCUGAGUUUGUUCAUCCUUCGGCUCUGAGUGGAGUUGCAGGAAACCUCGCUUCGGACUCAAAUAUCAGCGACGUGUCAGUGCUUGGCAUUUCUCGCCAAUCUACACAUCCUCUGCCCCAGCGGCGAAAGUUGGUACCGACCUCUCGUCGGCCACUUCAAAAUGACAUGACUCGGUCCAUGUCCACUUUGCCCCCACGGGACAAUCUUUUGCUGGAUUUUGAAGAUGAGGUCCAAAUGCCUACGCUGGGCCAAGAACGAGUCCUCAAUUCUGUUUAUUCCGAAUUGACGGGCCUGGACUUUGGCGAAUCUCCGCUUCUUGACUGGUCGACUUCUGUCACUCCAGCCAGGCCAGAUCAGACGCCUGCCGAGGUUGGAGCUGCGAUCAGGGCUGAAGCUCUUGACUUCAAUCGCUCUCGUGGCAAUUCUGCGCUUGAAAGUAUCCUGGGCGGUUCCCAUCUUCCUGACAACAGUCCUCCUGCGACGCUCACGUUUGAAAGCAGCCUUUUCCGUUCUGAUAUUAGAGUCAUUCCAGUCGCGGAUGAUCCUUUCUUUCUCUCGACCUCCGGUGUACCUACAACAGAGGAUGUCUCGUUUCAAGCCAGCCCUUUCUCAGUUGUGACUCACACGGGACAAGAUAACAAGAUCGCCGUCCGCGAUACUCACUCCUCACUCACAUCCCAGUCUCUUAAUCAACCUCUCUUUAGCAGCUAUCGAUCCCCAGAUGGUACUCCCUCCUCCGGGGAAUCCAAGAAAAGUAAGGCUCAUGAUAUUCCUUCGCCUUCGCGCUUGUCACCCAAGAAAGUAAAGCGAGCUGAUUUCAAUCCUGGUUUUGAGAGAUUGCGUGUUUCGGAGUCUCCCACAUGUGCGCCUGCCGCUAUACCUACGCUCGCUGCCGUCCCUACGCCUGCCGUCCCUUCGCCUGCCGAUGGCCCUAAGUUUGUUGGUACCCUGCGUCACUCUCGAUGGGCAGAGCCACGACUCACACAUCAUGAAAUUGAAGAUUCAAAGUCGAGGGUGAUCGGCGCCUGCUGCGCCUCGUCCCCAGCUUGA
Molecule: messenger RNA, 2205 nt
Organism: Penicillium maclennaniae
Lineage: Eukaryota; Fungi; Ascomycota; Eurotiomycetes; Eurotiales; Aspergillaceae
Exons: 6
Coding region: 1-2205 (734 amino acids)
Source: RefSeq, a predicted model, not a curated record